Molecule: messenger RNA, 2713 nt
Organism: Salvelinus fontinalis (brook trout)
Lineage: Eukaryota; Metazoa; Chordata; Actinopteri; Salmoniformes; Salmonidae
Product: scavenger receptor class B member 1-like
Exons: 12
Coding region: 326-1858 (510 amino acids)
Biological process (GO): cholesterol efflux; plasma lipoprotein particle clearance; cholesterol import
Cellular component (GO): caveola; cytoplasm
Molecular function (GO): scavenger receptor activity; lipid binding; low-density lipoprotein particle binding
Source: RefSeq, a predicted model, not a curated record
CUUGAACGAUAUAAACAGAGCGGUUCCACUCUGAGAGCCCUCACUUAACUUCAAGACCGGCAUUAUCUAAAUUUCUUUGGACUUUAAGAUCAUAUUCUGGCGAGUGGCAAGGACCUUCAACACUUGCCAUUCAGUUUAGGUGUAUAUUGGUUGACACUCCGUAUUCUUGAAUCUUGUCUAGAGCUGCAGUAAACCAGACAGCGUUCCAAACAAAAGCCACUGAAUGACUUGGCUAUAGCCGACAGCCUACAUGCAUUGUUUUUAUCUAGCUAUAACUUGAUUUAGUACAUUUAUAUUGGUGACCUGUUAAGCUGUGUCUAUAGCUAUGAAUAAAUCUAAGCUAGCAAUCGGACUUUUAGUCGUUGGCACUCUGACCGUAGUUUUUGGAACAGUUAUUGUUUUCGUUGGACCAAUCAUUAUCGACAACCAAAUAGUCAAGAACUUAGUGAUAGACCCUAAGAAUGAGAUGUCCUACACCAUGUGGAAGGAUGUCCCUGUCCCCUUCUUUAUGACUGUCUAUUUCUUCAAUGUCCUGAACCCUACUGAAGUCCUGGCUGGAGAGAAACCCAUGGUGGAGCAGAAAGGACCCUACGUAUACAGGAAGCGUAUUCAGAAGCAGAACAUCACCUUCCAUCCAAACCACACAGUGUCGUAUCUUGAAUACAGGAGCUACUUCUUUGAGCCCAGCAUGUCAGUGGGCAAUGAGUCGGAUGUGGUCACCAUCCCCAACAUGCUUGUGUUGGGUGCAGCAGUGAUGAUGGAGGACUUGCCGUUCGCAGUGCGUCUGAUGAUCAGCACCACCUUUAAGACCUUUAAUGAGGGACCUUUCCUCACCAAGUCUGUAGGAAAGCUGAUGUGGGGCUACGACAGCAAGCUGGUGGACUUCCUCAAUAAAUGGCUCCCUGGGAUGCUGCCCUCCACUGGCAAGUUUGGCCUUUUUGCUGAGUUCAACAACUCAAACACUGGUUUGUUCACAAUCCACACCGGCAAAGAUGACAUCAGGCUGAUUCACAAAGUGGACUCAUGGAAUGGCCUGACCAAGUUGACCAAUUGGAAGACUCCUCAGUGUAACAUGAUCAACGGUACAGCAGGACAAAUGUGGCCUCCCUUCAUGACUAAAGAGUCUACACUGCCCUUCUACAGUCCUGACGCCUGCAGAUCUUUGGAGAUGGUGUACCAGCGUGAGGGGAUAAUGGAGGGGAUUCCUCUGUAUCGUUACGUGGCUCCUAAGACUCUGUUCGCUAAUGGCUCAGACUACGCUCCUAACGAGGGAUUCUGUCCCUGCAGACAGUCUGGCCUCCUCAACGUCAGCAGCUGCAGAUCCAACUCCCCAGUGUUUAUCUCCCACCCGCACUUCUACAAUGCUGACCCUGUCCUGCUGGACUAUGUACAGGGACUUCAGCCUACUGAGGACCAACAUGGACUCUUCAUAGACAUCCACCCUGAGACUGGUGUACCUCUGAAUGUGUCUAUCCGUCUGCAGCUCAACUUGUACAUGAAGAAAGUGUCUGGGAUCACGGAAACGGGGAAGAUCUCAGAGGUGAUGAUGCCCAUGAUGUGGUUUGAGGAGAAUGGUUAUAUCGACGGUGAAAUCCUGACGACGUUCCACACUAACAUGGUGCUAUUGCCAAUGGUGAUGGUGUACAUGCAGUACUGUUUCAUAGUCCUGGGCCUGGCCACCAUACUGGGGGUUGUACUACUAUACUACAGGAAGAAGGCGUCGUUGAAAAAAGAUCUGCCUACAGUGAUCCAGAACCAUGGGGUUGGUCCACAUGUUAAACUGUUCCCAAUCACUCCUGAAAACAUGCCUCUAUCAUAUCAAUCAGAAGAAUGUGAUGGCAAUAUGAAUAUCAAAUAAUAAAAUAAUGAUUUACCCUGACAGAUUCUGAUCUGCCUCUAUUUGAUUAUAACAGUCCAUCAUUAGGAAGGGUGGCCAACUCUGGUCCUGGGGGACUGAUGUGCAGGCUUCUGUUCCAACCCAGCUCUAAAACGCAUGCUAAACUAUAGGGGUCAUGGUCUUUAAUCUGGACCAGAAUGAUUUAUAGUCUCUAGAUAUUUAGUCUAGUUCUAUUGGUCAGAUUGAAGACUGACUGUAGUAUUAGCCUAACCAGGUGUGUGGAAGCUGGGUUGGAGUAAAAGCCUGCACACACUGGCCUUCUGGGACCAGAGUUCUCCUGAUCAGUGGGAGAAAGAUGUUUAUAGAUCACUUCCAGCCUGUUUGUUAAUGUAUGAAGCUGAUCAAUCAGGUCGAUCAGAGGGACAAUCCAAAUGUUACGAUUGAUUGGUCAAGAUUGUCUCUGAGGUGUUUCAUUAACCAAUUGCAUUAACCCUCGAUGUCUUGCAUGCCACGCCCUCAAUCAUUUCUGCUUUCAAACUGCAUGAACACACUCACAAAAAUGUACACACACUGCAGUAAUGAAACCGCACACUGCAUGAACACACACACUGACUCAACGGCUGAGAAACUAAAUACUGGGCCAUGUUCAGUACAAAAACAUUGUGGAAUGUUGCAGAUAGAAAAGCCAUGACUAGAGCUGAGUGGAUUACGUAUUCUAUAUACCAGUGAGGUAUGUAUAUUGUACAUUUCUAUCUGAACUUUGGCCAACGUUUUCCUGCUGAACACGGCCCUGAGCUUCUUCUGUCACAUAAUCGAAUACCUGACAGCAAAUAAGGUUGCUCUGUAGCUGCUCUGAUUGGCUGAUUUAGUGAAGGU